CCUGUUCCCCUGAGAGAGGGUGGGAGGCUUCCACUGUGUCAUAGAAAUUCUAGUAAACAUUUCCUUGUAGCGGCCUCCAAGAAAACAACAAGGUUAUACAAUUACACAAGAGGCCAUGACAGCCAGGAAUUAUAAAACCAACACGGUGAGAACACAGUCAGGCUUCUGAAGGCUUUCAUGUGGCCAAAAACUGCACAGAUUCCCAAAAGGUUGUGUGAAUAUCUCAGUGUAGCCUGAACUGGAUCUAGGGUGACCAAGUGUCCCGCUUUGUGCGGAACUGCACAGCAUUUUCAUCCCUUUUUCCACGUCAUUGAGACGCUGUCCCGCAUUUUGAUUGGCAGCUAUAAUUUUCAAAAGUUAAAACUCUAAAGGACAGAUGCUAGGAGUUUUGUUUUUUAUCUGGCUUUUUUCUAUGUUAGUCAAACAGCGCAGAUGUGCGAUCACGACCAGAUUAACCUGUCAGUGUCUUGCUGCCGCACCUUGUUGUCAGUUGCCGUAAAUUGUGCCAGUCGCGACCGGUCGCGACACACCGCAAAGCAGACACAAACACUAAACUAUGGAUUUUGGCGGAGAUAAUGGAAAGUACAGCAAAGAAGAGGAGAUGCAGCUUCAACAAAGACUGGGAAACUACAUAUCACUGGGUGAAGCCAGUGCAAGGUGAUUCUCAGAGAGUUUUCUGUGAAGUUUGCCAGAGUUCGUUUUCCGUUUCACACGGUGGGGAAUACGACGUGAAGCGACACAGUACAUGGGAGACCCUCCUCUCAGCUUUGUUCCCUAGCUACAGCCUGAGUCCAGACCGGAGGAACAUUUUAUGGAGCAGCAAGCGAGGCUUCACAAUCCGAACUCCCACUUUCUUCUACAUCGGCCUCUUCUUCUGCCAAACGGUCAUCGACGGGGUCAAACACAAGUCACGUAUUUACUUUGUGCACAGACCAGUGAGUAACAUCACAGAGGUGUACCUGAACACCAGUGGACCAAUGCAGGCCCUGAAGGGAGAGAGGCUGGUCUUGAACUGCACUGCCACCGCUGAGUUAAACACCAGAGUCAACAUCACCUGGGACUACCCUGGAAAGAGUAACAACGCCGGCUCCACAUCCAAACGGCUCCUGAGACACCAAACACACAUGUUGUUCUACAGUAUUCUAACCAUCCCGAAGCUUCACCGCUCAGACCGAGGCCUCUACACAUGUCGCGUCACCAGCGGUGAUCAAAGCAAACAGCAGAAAGUCACUGUCGUCGUCUAUGAUCGUCCAUUUAUCCGUCUGAAGCCAAGGAAUGGAUCUGUGGUCGUGGUACAAUCAGGACAGAAAUCUUACAAAAUCUCCCCCAAGCUAAAAGCGUUUCCUGCCCCUGAAGUCAUCUGGUUGAAGGACGGCAUGGUGGCUGCAGAGCAAUGCUCCAGAUACCACAUGGAAGGGAAUUCCUUGAUUAUCCGGGAUGUCGCAGAGGAGGAUGCUGGGAAGUACACUAUGCUAGUACGAAUCCAGGAACAUGGACUCUACCAGAAUCUCACUCUUACACUUGCGGUCAAUGUGAGUCCUCAGAUAGGGGAGAAAGCGGUGUCGUUGCAGGACCCCGGAUCUGUCCCGCGAGGCAGCAGACAAGCUCUGCACUGCACAUCCCACGGAGUCCCUCCUCCACACAUCCAGUGGCUCUGGCAUCCCUGUCCGCCCAAAGGCCUGUGUGUGUGUCCGACGUCCUCCUCGCUGUGGAGUCCAGUGACGGAGAGCCUCCUCCCGAUGUCGACACACAACCACAUCCUGAGUGUUACUCACAGACAAGAAGUGCUUCAGGGGAAAAAGAAGACGGUGGGGGUCCUGACUGUAGCAGAGGCCUUUGUGUCUGGAGUGUAUCGCUGCAUCGCCUCCAACUGUGCAGGCUCAGACCAGCUCGACAUCCACUUCUACAUCACAGACGUCCCGGGAGGCUUCAGUGUAAACCAGCAGGAGGAGGCCAGAGAGGGCGGAGACCUCCAUCUCACCUGUUUAGCCAAUAAGUACCUGUACACAGCGUUGUCAUGGCAACAAGUGUAUGACACAGAGGAAGCUCAAACCCAUAGACCCGCCUUGAAUAAUCAGCAGCUCACGCUGGGGGAGUUCUCCAACUCUUUGAUCCUGUUGCUAAGCAACCUGACAGCCAGAGACUCUGGAGCCUACAGAUGCUCCGCCCGUCACCUGGUCACCAGGCAGGAAACACACCUGGACACACAGGUGGAGGUCACAAUUCUGGAGCCGCCGGUGCUGCUUAAUAAUUUGACAGAUUGCACCGUCAACGUCAGCAGCUCAGUGACCCUCAGCUGUCCAUCUGAAGGCGUCCCACCUCCGACCAUCACCUGGUACAAAGACGAAUGCUCCCUGACUCAAGGAUCAGGUAUCGUCAUAUCAGCAGAAGAUGGCACACUCCAUAUCGACCGAAUCACAGUGGAGGACCAGGGUCUGUAUACCUGCCAGGCCACCAAUGAGAGAGGAUCUGCAGAAAGUUCUGCCCAUAUUUGGGUCAACAGCUCCUCAGAAACUUCCUUUCUUGAAAUUCCCACUCUCACCUGUACCUGUGUGGUGGCCACGCUCUUCUGGCUUUUGCUCACACUCUUCAUACGGAAACUGAGACAGCCGCACAGCUCCAACACCAAACCAGAGUACUUGUCAAUCAUACUGGACACUGGAGACGGACCAAUAGAGGAGCAGUGUGACCGACUACAAUAUGACCCAAACCAAUGGGAGUUCCCCCGUGAGCGCCUUAAAUUAGGGAAACCUCUGGGCCGUGGAGCCUUUGGGAAAGUGAUGCAGGCGUCAGCGUUUGGGAUAGACAACGCCGACGCCUGCAAGACAGUGGCUGUUAAGAUGCUCAAAGAGGGAGCUACAGCCAGCGAGCACAAAGCUCUGAUGACUGAACUGAAGAUCCUCAACCACGUUGGAAACCACCUGAAUGUAGUCAACCUCCUGGGAGCCUGCACCAAGCCAGGAGGACCGCUGAUGGUUAUCGUUGAGUACUGUCGCUUUGGAAAUCUGUCUACCUUCUUGAAGAACAAGAGAGACGUGUUUGUACAUAACCGGCCGGCUGGAGGAAAAGAUGAAGGUCCAGGUUUUGUCAGUAGCUCACCUGACAAGCAAAGCAGUGUUAAAGCACAGAUUGACGACAAAGACAAGAAGGAUAGCGGCCUUGAUCCUAAAUCUGCCUCCAACUCCCCGCUUUAUCUGGAGGAUCUCAUUUGUUUCAGCUUUCAGGUGGCACGAGGAAUGGAGUUUCUGGCCUCUCGCAAGUGUAUUCACAGAGAUCUGGCAGCAAGAAACAUCCUGCUGUCUGACAAUAAAGUGGUGAAGAUCUGUGACUUUGGAUUGGCCAGAGACAUCUACAAAGACCCCGACUACGUCCGCAAAGGAGAUACCCGUCUCCCUCUGAAGUGGAUGUCUCCUGAGUCCAUCUUCGACAAGGUGUUCACCACCCAGAGCGACGUCUGGUCCUACGGCAUCCUGCUGUGGGAGAUCUUCUCUUUGGGAGCGUCUCCAUACCCCGGUCUUCACAUAGAUGAAGAGUUCUGCCACAGACUGAAGGGAGGAACGAGGAUGCGAGCGCCAGAAUACAGCACAGCUGAGAUUUACAGCACGAUGUUAGCAUGUUGGGAGGCCAAUCCUUCAGACCGACCAACCUUCACCAACCUGGUGGAGACGCUGGGGGACCUGCUACAGGCGAGGGUGCUGCAGCAGGAUGGGAAAGAUUAUAUUCCUCUGGGAUCUUUUGUGGCUGGAGAAACUGGUCGCUGUGAGGCCUUCAAAGAAAACCCUCUUGCGGUCACAAACCUGAGUUACAUGAGGGGUUUGGCCACACUGGAGACUUUUGAGGAAUUACCCUGCGAGGAAGCUGACGGUCCUGACGAUGAGCAGAGUGACAGUGGUAUGGUUCUACCGUCAGAGGAGCUGAAACAUAUGACGAGGAACAGCAGCACCAUGAACGAGAAACUCAGCAGGUGACAACUUUAAUCUGUGACCUCUGAAUCCUUCAAUUAUCUCUUCUGCCCCAAACUGUAAAUAGUGUGUGUUACAUGAACAGUUCAGCCCAAAAUAAUUCAUAUUGAUGCUAAAUUUUGAUUUAUAGUGAACUUUUGUUUCAGCAAAAGCAGU
Molecule: messenger RNA, 4118 nt
Organism: Amphiprion ocellaris (clown anemonefish)
Lineage: Eukaryota; Metazoa; Chordata; Actinopteri; Pomacentridae
Gene: flt1
Product: fms related receptor tyrosine kinase 1
Exons: 26
Coding region: 576-3968 (1130 amino acids)
Biological process (GO): vascular endothelial growth factor receptor signaling pathway; positive regulation of kinase activity; multicellular organism development
Cellular component (GO): signaling receptor complex; plasma membrane
Molecular function (GO): ATP binding; vascular endothelial growth factor receptor activity
Source: RefSeq, a predicted model, not a curated record